GUACAAAGAUGGCAAACUGAUCAAGGACAACCACACUUGCUACGAGCCAGACCCAGGGAAGUACAGACUGGGCAUAAGAGAUGUGAGACCAAAGCAUGCUGGAAACUACACCAUUGUCUUGAGCAACACAAAAUAUGGCCUGUACAAGAACCUCACCAUGCAGCUGAUAGUGAGAGAAAGACCCAAGAUCUAUGAAAAGGAGACUGAUUUUGAUAAGAUUGAGCGGGUGGAACUAGGAGGCAAACACAAGAUCCAGUGCACCGUGAGCGGGAAUCCCGACCCGAGGAUCGAGUGGAAGUGGCAGCCCUGCAGCCCCACGGGCACACUGUGCAACCCCGAUGGGCAAAAAAUUGUGGUUCAGGAGAACACCUUCAUGGGCAACAAGAUCAGAAGCAUUGAAAACAUACCCAUGAAUUUUGGGGAUAAAAGAAAGAUUGUGAGCACCCUGACUAUGGAAAACAGCAGUGCCUCAGGAGUCUACUACUGCCUGGCUUCAAACAAGGUGGGCACAGACGAGAGGAGCAUCGAGUUCUACGUCUCAGAUGUGCCGUUUGGGUUGCAGACAGAGCCCCAAGUCACAACCAUCGUGGGGAAUGAGGUCAAGCUGACCUGCCGGGCCUCCAAGUACAUCUACAGCCACCUGGCCUGGUCCUCCCCCUCCUCAGAGGCAGCCCUUGGUGGCACCCUCAUCAGGAGGACUGACAACUACUCCAUCUCCUUGACCUUGGUCAUGGCCAACGUCACCAAGGACCAGAGUGGCCUCUACAGGUGCAGAGCCCAGAACCAGCACAACAGCACGGACACGCUGGAGCAGCACACCCAGCUCCUCGUCCGAGCAAAGGCAGCCCCCUAUGUGAUACAAAACCUGACAGACCUGGAGGUCAACAUCAGCGGCAAGAUCGUGCUGGAGUGCAAAGUCAGUGGAACCCCAGACCCUCAGAUCACCUGGAGGAAGAAUGGCUACCCCAUUUCAGCAGCAUCAGGAAUUUCCAUGGAAAAUAACACCCUGGUGAUCGAGCGAGUGAAGAAGGAUGAUGAAGGUCUCUAUGAAUGCAAGGCCUCCAACGACAUGGGCCAGGACAGCACAUCAGCCUUCAUUAAAAUACAAGGUUCUGAGGAGAAGUCCAACAUUGAAGUCAUCAUUUUGGUCUGCACUGGCCUAGCUGCUACCCUCUUCUGGCUGCUCCUGACCCUCUUCAUUCGGAAACUGAGAAAACCUGAUGCCACAGAUAUUAAGACAGGAUACCUGUCCAUUAUAAUGGAUCCAGAGGAAAUGCCUCUCGACGAGCAGUGUGACCGGCUUCCCUACGACAGCAGUAAAUGGGAGUUCCCCCGGGACAGGCUGCGCCUGGGUAAAACACUGGGUCAUGGUGCUUUUGGGAAGGUGGUGGAGGCGUCUGCUUUUGGCAUUGAUAAAUCUUCAACCUGCAAAACAGUUGCCGUAAAAAUGCUCAAAGAAUGUGCCACUAAUAACGAAUGCAAGGCUUUAAUGUCUGAACUCAAGAUCCUCAUCCAUAUAGGACAUCACCUGAAUGUUGUCAACCUGCUGGGAGCCUGCACCAAAGCUGGAGGUCCUUUAAUGGUCAUAGUAGAAUAUUGCAAAUAUGGAAAUCUGUCCAAUUAUCUGAGAGGAAAACGAGGAGAUUUCAUUGCCUACAAGUCCCAGGAAAGCUCUGACCAAGCAGAGAAAAGUCUGGAUGAGUCCAACAGUGACUUGACCGAACUGAUCAAGAGGCGCCUUGAGAGCGUAGCCAGCACAGGGAGCUCUGCCAGCUCAGGAUUUAUUGAAGACAAGAGCUACAGUGAUUCAGAAGAUGAUGAAGAAGAUGCUGAGGAUCUGUACAAGAGGCCCCUGACUCUGGAGGAUCUGAUUUGCUACAGCUUCCAAGUGGCAAAGGGCAUGGAGUUCCUCGCCUCCCGAAAAUGCAUUCACCGGGACCUGGCAGCAAGGAACAUCCUCCUUUCAGAGAACAACGUGGUGAAGAUCUGUGACUUUGGGCUAGCCAGGGAUAUUUAUAAAGACCCUGACUAUGUACGGAAGGGAGAUGCAAGACUUCCACUCAAAUGGAUGGCUCCAGAAGCUAUUUUUGACAAAAUUUACACAACGCAGAGUGAUGUCUGGUCUUUUGGAGUGCUGCUAUGGGAAAUAUUUUCUCUAGGUGCCUCUCCAUACCCUGGGGUGCAGAUAGACGAGGACUUCUGCCGACGGCUGAAGGAAGGGACGCGCAUGAGAUCUCCAGAGUACUCCACUCCAGAAGUGUAA
This is a messenger RNA of Merops nubicus (carmine bee-eater), 2263 nucleotides long. Its product is annotated as vascular endothelial growth factor receptor kdr-like. The transcript has 17 exons. Gene Ontology annotation, cellular component: signaling receptor complex. Gene Ontology annotation, molecular function: ATP binding; transmembrane receptor protein tyrosine kinase activity. NCBI's taxonomy places the organism in Eukaryota, Metazoa, Chordata, Aves, Coraciiformes, Meropidae. The record is from RefSeq and is a predicted model, not a curated record. Gene Ontology annotation, biological process: positive regulation of kinase activity; cell surface receptor protein tyrosine kinase signaling pathway; multicellular organism development. The annotation marks the transcript as partial.